Messenger RNA from Esox lucius (northern pike), 4625 nucleotides. RefSeq names its product gamma-aminobutyric acid type A receptor subunit alpha5 (gene gabra5). The transcript has 10 exons. The record is from RefSeq and is a predicted model, not a curated record. Bases 531 to 1931 code for a protein of 466 amino acids. Gene Ontology annotation, molecular function: benzodiazepine receptor activity; GABA-A receptor activity; transmitter-gated monoatomic ion channel activity involved in regulation of postsynaptic membrane potential. NCBI's taxonomy places the organism in Eukaryota, Metazoa, Chordata, Actinopteri, Esociformes, Esocidae. Gene Ontology annotation, cellular component: synapse; GABA-A receptor complex; neuron projection. Gene Ontology annotation, biological process: gamma-aminobutyric acid signaling pathway; monoatomic ion transmembrane transport; regulation of postsynaptic membrane potential.
CUCUGUAUAGCUCCGCUCCAAUAGUUAUGUAGCAAAGCGUUGCAGUGCUCUUUAAUACUCUACAUCACUGACAUGUAGUGGGUUGUAGAUGUAUAGUCACGGGAGGAGAACAAAAAAGUGUUGGUUGGCUAAAUCGAAUUCUUUGUAGGGCGCAGACCGUCAACGGGUUGCCUAUGCGACGGGGAUACAGGGGACUUCAGGCUUAAUGAUAGAUGGCGUUACAAUACAUCAAACGCAUGUUAAUAACGGAUUCAUGAAUAAGAAAUAUGAAGGAGAUAUUAUGAAAGAAGGGUACGGCGGGUUUGUUCCAUAAUGUGUGAUUACUGGCGAGCGGUAGAAGAGGACAAAGCGAUGCUGCGAGGUCCGUGCAGUGCGCUAGUCUAGCCAGACGGGGUUGAAUAGAUUUCCGGAGGUAGAGCCACUCAGAUCAGCUGCGGUAGCCUACCAACAGUAUCAUUGCGGGAAUUGCUUUUCACUAGCUACACAUGGAAUACGGAGAUUAUCAAUAAGGCAUCCACAACGAUACAGGUAUGGGCGAUGGGACUCGCUGCGGCGGUGCUAUGCCGAACCUCUGUGUCUUUGUCUUACUGGUGGUCAUUGCCUGCCAUCCGAGCCUUUCCCAGACUGUAGCAGGAACCCCUGAAGAACCCCUGAAAGAGGCAGAGCGAAAUGACAACAUCACCAUCUUCACCCGGAUACUGGACAGACUGCUGGACGGCUAUGACAACAGACUGCGUCCUGGACUGGGAGAGAAGGUGACAGAGAUCAAGACAAACAUAUUUGUGACCAGCUUCGGCCCAGUAUCGGAUACUGAAAUGGAGUACACCAUCGACGUGUUCUUCAGACAGAGCUGGAAGGACGAGCGUCUCCGUUUCCAGGGUCCCAUGGAGAUGCUGGCCCUGAACAACCUGCUGGCCUCAAACAUCUGGACCCCGGACACCUUCUUCCUGAACGGGAAGAAGUCCAUCGCCCACAACAUGACCACGCCCAACAAACUGCUGAGGCUACAGGACGACGGCAAUCUGCUUUACACCAUGAGGUUGACCAUCUCAGCAGAAUGCCCCAUGCAGCUGGAAGACUUCCCCAUGGAUGCACAUGCCUGUCCUCUCAAGUUUGGAAGCUAUGCCUAUCCCGUGUCUGAGGUGGUGUAUACAUGGACCAAGGGGGCAGAGAAAUCAGUGGUGGUGGCAGAGGAGGGAUCACGACUCAACCAGUAUCAUCUGAUUGGACAGACUGCAGGCACUGAGGACAUCUAUACCAGUAGAGGUCAGUACACAGUGAUGAUGUGCCACUUCUAUCUCAAGAGAAAGAUCGGCUACUUCGUCAUCCAGACCUACAUGCCCUGCUUCAUGACCGUCAUCCUGUCUCAGGUGUCCUUUUGGCUGAACCGGGAGUCUGUCCCCGCCAGGACCGUCUUUGGUGUGACCACGGUCCUCACCAUGACCACCCUCAGCAUCAGCGCUCGUAGCUCCCUGCCCAAGGUGGCAUAUGCCACGGCCAUGGACUGGUUUAUCGCCGUGUGCUAUGCCUUCGUCUUCUCCGCUCUCAUCGAGUUCGCUACAGUCAACUACUUCACCAAGAGGAGCUGGGCCUGGGACGGCAAGAAAGCAAUGGAGGAUACGCGCAAGAAAAAGGACCCUAUGGCUUUGUCAAAAAAGCCCAACAACACCUGCCCAGGUGGGCCGAACUACAACCCCAACCAAAUCAAGGACUCGUCCAUCUCCACCAUCUCCAACACCGCCGCCGUGCCGCUGAAGCCGGCGGAGACAAAGACCCCUGACCCGAAAAAGACUUACAACAGCGUCAGCAAGAUUGACAAGAUGUCCCGGAUAGUGUUUCCUGUGCUCUUUGGGACCUUCAACCUGGUCUACUGGGCUACCUACCUCAACAGGGAGCCUGUGAUCAAAGGAGCAGUGAACCCCUAUUCAUAGGUACCAAACGGCAGCCUAGCCCCUAGGUUGCGCACUACUUCUGACCAGGCCUCGUAGGGUUACGGUUAGGGUCUACAGGGUUCCUGGUCAGAAGUAGUGCACUACAUAGGGAACAGGGAGCCAUUUGGGACGUAGGGGCUCCUGUCUCACCUCAGCCAGUACAGCCAUACUGUUGGAUAUACUAGACCAACCGCCCACCCGCCCGCAAUCUUAUCAAACACAAUGCAAAGCACUUAAUCCUUUAUUCUAAUCAUCGUGGAUUACCAGGACAGUUCCCUUGUUGUCAUAUCAACAGUGACUGCAUGAUUAUUGAGCUAUAACAAGGAAACAGUCAUAGAAAUAUAAUCUAUAGAAGGGGCUUAUAGUCUAUAACCCUGGCAAUUUGACUUGUAAAUGCAUGGUUGGACUCCAUAUCGUUGCUCUGCUGUUAGGAUGCAAUGCCUUUCUAUAGAUUAUAUUUCUAUAGGGAAAGUGUUAUCUCUUUCCACUAUAGGAUACUCCCUAUUUUACUUUCUAAAAGCUUUGUUUAAUUUCACUCAUGUUUCACGUUUCUAGAGUGCCAGUCAUCCCUGGUGAUAAGUUUCUCUGACCGAGAACAUUUAGCAUUUGGCAUAUAUAGUUUUUCUUCCUUGGUCGUGACAUUUUUGUGUUUCUGAAAGUACAGAAAGGCCAAAUGCUAUGCAAAACAAUGUUUCUACUUCUGGUUCUACUGUUAUUCUUAUGAUACUAUGAAACCUAUUUACUUUUGCUUCUACUGUUAUUCUACUACUACGAUACCAGCUUUUCCCUUUGAAACUCCUGGUCUGCGGCCUAAGUGACCCCCUAUUCCCUCCACAAUGCCCUACUGUUGACCAGAGCCCCAGGGGCCUUGCUCAGCAUCAGAGCACUAUAUAGCCUAGGGAAUAAGGAGACAUUUGGGAUGCAGACCUGCUUUGUAUAAAAUGGGCUGAGAACUCCCUACUGUGUGUUCAACAUGGAGAAGAAGAAGAAGACAUGCUGAAUGUGUUGCCUUCAGAGUUGAAACCACUCGUGGAUGCACUUACGUUUCCUGCAAUUACUUUUUCAAAAAAUCCAUUGCUUUCUAUGGCCAUGACAGCUAUGUUGUGUGACUAAAUAGCCAUUUACAGUGAAAGUUUGAAAGAAGUGACAUUGACCUGUGAAGUACUGUAGUAGACAGCUCCAGGCUUGCCGAGGCUCCAUGUGUUUGGAAUGAAAGACUUUUGGAAAAAAGAAAUAAUACAAUGCUCUGCUGCUUUUAGCUUGACUAGGCUCCAUAAAACUACUACGUUAGCUUGGAUUAGGGUUGCAAAGUUCAGGUAGGUUUCCAAGGUUUCCCACACAAUCUUACUUGGAGGAAUUAUCACUGAUUUCCUGAUUCUAGGAAUAAUUCAACAGGGAUUUAGGGAUAACCAGGGAAUUUUGGAAAAGCUACCAGCAUUUUACCACUCUAGCUUUGAUGUAACGCUAUCUGCAGGUACAGGAAAAUGGAGUUAGGCUUUUGCUUCGAUGACUGGAGAUGCCAUUAGGGCUUAAGUCAAAAGUAAUGUACAACAAAGAGCAAAUGGGGGCAAUUAUGGAUGUCACCGACAGGUGAUUGUCUGAAAAGCUCAACGCCUAGCAGCUUAAACAGCUUUUUCAGAUUUAAGGGUGUUUGGGCUCUUUGAGACUUCGUUUUACAUUCAACUGUUUAUUUAUCUUCAUUCCGACUUCUUGAUAACUGUUUUGUUCUUUCCUGUGCGCAUUGAUAAUUACAGUAUAUUUAUGAAUCAAACUUUUUGAUGCUUUUGGAAUAAAAAGUUUACAUAUUUCUCUUCAUGUUUCUUAGGUUGUUAACUGUAUUUGACAAGUAGAGUAUCGUGUAAAUUGAAUGAAAAAGGAUGCAUCUCAAAAUCAUUCAAUAGCCUUGUUACCUUUAAAGAUGGAAUCGCAGUAAGGGCCUGCCCAACGGACAAUGUUGUUAUUGUUUUGUUGAGAAUGUAGAGCUGCGGAGAGUUGAGCAUAUUGGUAAACAAACAAUAUAUGCACAUGCGGCAAUUCUAUAGAAUGUGCAAUGAGGUCAGAGCAGUCAUGUCAGGAGAAAAAAAACAUUUGUACUUACUGAAAAUUCUUUGUAAGUGUAACAUCUCAAUCUGAUGAGGCCAUUUCACCAUAAUGGAUUCCAGCUUUAACAUUGGAAUGAUGAGAGAACAUUGACGGAAACAGUUAAUUAUUCAAAAUCACCUGUCUAUCUUGAUUGUCAGACAAUGAAUGCUUUGUGAAAGUGCUUUUUACUGUGUUUCUAAGUGCAAUUUGUUUAUUUUUUAUUCACACUGACUUUGUUUCCCAAACGUGCUCAGUGUUCAGCAAUUGUUGUCAAUGAUGGUUUUCCAAUAUAAUUUUUAUAAGUGGAUUGAGCACUGAAGAUUCUCUCCCACUAAAUGAAAGAGCAGGAUGUGGAAAAUACAAUGACAACAUAACGUAACAUCUGCACAAAGGAUGGGUUUAGAAUUGAUCAAAGUAGAAGAUAUUCUAGAAGAAAUUAAAUUUCUAGAUGCACUGACAAUAGUUCUGUUGCUACAGGACCAAUCCACCCAUUCUGCAAGGAGGAAGCUUACUAUUACAUUUCAAUUGAUUUGUGUCAAUCUGUCCUUUUCUGCAAACCAAUGCCUCUUAUCUCUGAAGCAAUAAAUACAUGCCUGAUAUGAUGUCUCUGGA